UACACUGAAAACAAGUCGGGCCGAAAACAAGUUAUCAACUGUCGUGUGUCUACCCGCAUCGUUGCAACAUUGAAUUAAAUUUUUUGAAAACGCUGCUGCAGAAUAAAGGACAUGGCAGACGAAGAGAAUUUACCACCUGGAUGGGAGAAAAGAAUGAGCCGUAGCUCAGGCAAAGUAUACUACUUUAAUCACAUCACCAAUGCCAGCCAGUGGGAACGCCCAGUUGGUGACGGCCGUGGAGAGCCAGAAAAGGUCCGCUGUUCUCACCUGCUGGUGAAACAUAAUCACUCACGUCGUCCAUCGUCCUGGAGGGAACAGAAUAUUACCCGAAGUAAAGACGAGGCGUUGGAUCUCAUUCAGAAGUACAUAGAACAGAUCAAGUCUGGACACGAGACAUUUGAGUCCUUAGCCUCGCAGUUCAGCGACUGUAGCUCAGCCAAGAACGGUGGAGAUCUGGGACCGUUCGGCAGAGGUCAGAUGCAGAAGCCUUUUGAAGAUGCCUCCUUUGCUCUGAAAGUGGGAGACAUGAGUGGACCCGUUUUUACCGACUCUGGAGUCCACAUCAUUUUACGUACUGGCUGAAAUCAGCGCGCACACACAAACACACACACACUCACACAUACACUGUCCCUCCCCACUAUGUAUUCACACAUUCAACCAACCAGCCCUGCAAUUUGUUUUUAGCGCCACAGCUGAUCUGAUGAGUAAAGCCGAUUAUUUUAGGUGGAAUGGUAGUUUUUUCCAAGCAUUACAGAGCAAGUAUGAAUAAUUACACUGAAAAUGAAAGAGUAUUUCAUAAAAGGCUUCAAGCUUUUAUUAACUGUGGUAAUCCUGGUCAAAUAAAUAUAAAAACCAGUAUCGUGUCUUUAAACACAAA
Molecule: messenger RNA, 877 nt
Organism: Nematolebias whitei (Rio pearlfish)
Lineage: Eukaryota; Metazoa; Chordata; Actinopteri; Cyprinodontiformes; Rivulidae
Gene: pin1
Product: peptidylprolyl cis/trans isomerase, NIMA-interacting 1
Exons: 5
Coding region: 112-582 (156 amino acids)
Cellular component (GO): cytosol; nucleus
Molecular function (GO): peptidyl-prolyl cis-trans isomerase activity; protein binding
Source: RefSeq, a predicted model, not a curated record